AAUUAUUAUAAAGAAAUUUAGCUUUCUAUUGAUUAAAAUUAUUUUUCUAAAUUUAAGUUAUUAUAGACUAACAUUUUAUAAAAUCAAUUCUAUCCCUCUAUCUCAUACACCUACCUUCUCUCUUCCUUCCUUCUCUCUCUUGCUCUUUGAACUCACUCUAAGAACUCGACCCACAUACCACAACUCCGGUCCUUUCUCUCCAUAACCACCGCGAUCACAGACCCAACGACCCACGAAUCUAAUGACCACCGUGAACCUAACAACCCACAGACCUAAUAAUUUUUCUAUCAGCCACAGCUUCUCCAUUGAAUUGUUUUUUAUUAUGUGCAUAAUUUAGAGUUAAAAUAUAUAAAAUUAUUAAUAUGUUUAUUUGAGUUUAUGUUAAAUUUUGACGUCAGAAUGGUUUGAUAUAUGUUUUGAGAAAAAUUUGAAUUUUUAACCUAGUUCGAUGCAGCGUAAUAUAGACUCGAUAUAUUUUUGUUGUGGAAAGCGAAAAAAUUUGAAGACGAUAGCACGAUGUAGCCCCAAUAAUAUCUUUAUAAGUUUAUUUAGAUUUAGAUACUAAAAAAAUCGUUAGGAAUUCUUCCAAUCUUUUUGUGAUUUUAUUCCGGUUUAGUCUUUUUUUUUUUCGAUUAAAUUAAAGUCUUUUCUAUGACAUUUUUCUAAUAGCAAAAUGUUUGUUUGUGAUAAUCACUUAAGAUAAAUAAAGAUUACACUAGGUUUAUUCGUUUUAAUCAAUCCAUCAAAUUAUUUCAUAUGUAAAGUUCCACUAUUAAUUGUAUCAAUUAUUAUUAUUUGCAGCAUAAUACAUUAAAGAGAAAUGUUUGAGAAUACCAUACCAUGAUCAGGACCAAGAAGACAACUUUUCAGUUGGUUGUUUUGAGCAUUGGUCACCUUAUUACCCGCCAAAAUUCGAAACUGAAAUCUUGUGCUUUUCACAGUAGAAAUGACACUGUUUUUGAAAAGCUUCAAUGGGUCAUGUCCCUUUUCAAGCUCUGUUCCACCAUGAAACAUUUGAACCAAAUUCAUGGACGCAUUAUUCGAGCUGGGUUUCAACAAGACCUCUUUGUUAUGGGCAAGAUCGUUGAGUUUUGUUCGGUUGGCCAAGGCAGGGACUUGGAUUAUGCCUUAUUGGUUUUGGAUUGUGUAGAAAACCCAGAUGGAUUUCUUUGGAAUACUAUGAUUAGGGGAUUUGGCAAGACUAACCAGCCCCAAAGGGCAUUUGAAUUUUAUAAGAUAAUGCAAGAAAAAGGUGGAAAGGUUGAUAGUUUCACUUGUGCUUUCUUAGUUAAGGUUUCUGAGCAAUUGGGAUCAGAUAUUUUGAGCAAGCAGAUUCAUUGUUCUUGCUUAAAACAUGGUUUGGAUUCUCAUGUCUUUGUGAGGAACACUCUCAUUCAUAUGUAUGGUAUGUUUAGAGAUAUUCAAAAUGCAGUUAAACUGUUUGAUGAAAUGUCCAGUCCAGAUUUAGUUUCUUGGAACACAGUUCUUGAUAGCUAUGUCUACUGCGAAAAACACAAGGAAGGUUUGGAACAUUUGUUGAGAAUGCUCAAGAGUGGUACACAACCCGACGAGGCUACAUUUGUUGUGACUCUCUCAGCAUGUUCUGCAUUGGGAGCCUUAGAUUUCGGGAGAUGGAUUCAUUCUUAUAUUAAGAGAACUGGUUUUCGCGAUAUCACCUCAGUAUCAAAUUCACUUGUUCACAUGUAUUCCAAGUGCGGAGCUGUUGAAGAAGCGUAUGAAACAUUCAACAACAUGAUGAUGAAGAGGCGGAAUUUGAUAUCAUGGAACACGAUGAUUCUCGCACUUGCCAAUCAUGGUCAUGUAGACAAGGCAUUGUCAUUGUUUUCCGAAAUGUUAGAAGUUGAGAGACCGGACAAUGUAAGUUUCUUGGGAGUUUUGUCUGCUUGUAGCCAUGGUAGGUUGGUCAGCGAAGGUAGAAAAUACUUUGAUAUUAUGACUAAAGACUACAACAUCAAACCAACAAUGAAACACUAUGGAUGUAUGGUUGAUAUCUUGGGGCGAGCCGGGUUGUUGGAAGAGGCUUACCAAUUCAUUAUAAGUAUGCCAAUUGAAUGCAAUGCAAUCAUAUGGAGAACUCUUCUCGCAGCUUGUCGAACUCAUGGUGAUGUGAAGCUUGGAAAGGAGGUGAGAAAACAUCUUUUAAGGUUAGACCCAGAUCACAGCAGUGACUAUGUUCUUCUUGCAAACAUGUAUGCAAGUGCAGGGGAGUGGAACCGAGUUAUCAGUGUAAGAAAUUCAAUGAAGGACCGGCAUGUUAAAAAACCAGAGCCAGGGAAUAGCUUCAUUGAAGAUUCAUCGUCACUCACAGUCACACCAGAUUUAAUAUGAAAUUAACUGGUCAUUUCUUGUAUCAAAUUUUACUGUGUAGUGCACUUAUUGAAUUGAAUGUUUCAUGUAUUUUAACAUUUACACAAUAAAACAAAAUUAGAUUAAAAAAUUAUGCUGAAUGAUAAA
This is a messenger RNA of Cannabis sativa, 2475 nucleotides long. Its product is annotated as pentatricopeptide repeat-containing protein At5g66520. The transcript has a single exon. Gene Ontology annotation, molecular function: RNA binding; protein binding. Gene Ontology annotation, biological process: RNA modification. The record is from RefSeq and is a predicted model, not a curated record. Lineage: Eukaryota; Viridiplantae; Streptophyta; Magnoliopsida; Rosales; Cannabaceae. The coding region runs from base 841 to 2349 and encodes 502 amino acids.